This is a messenger RNA of Nematocida parisii ERTm1, 759 nucleotides long. RefSeq lists its product as uncharacterized. The transcript has a single exon. The coding region runs from base 1 to 759 and encodes 252 amino acids. The record is from RefSeq and is a predicted model, not a curated record. Lineage: Eukaryota; Fungi; Microsporidia.
AUGUCGAUAGAGAUAAAAGAUCUAAAAGGCCUGACAGAGCAUAAAACUAGUACUAUAAAUACUCUUAAUGCAUCUGUUAGUAACAGUAAUUUGACAUGUGAUAAUCUAAACCAGAAAAUAAAAACAAUGGAGGAAGAUGCACAGAAAAUUAAUAGUCAACUGCAGGAAAAUAAGGAAAAAAUAGAUACUUUAGCCACGGAGAUAGACGACAAAAAAAACACUAUAUGUAAAUUGAAUACGAAAAUAAACGAAAUGCAAACUAUGAUCGAUAAAAAAAACACAACAAAUAAUGAAAAUGAUUUAGAAAUCAGAAAUCUUAAAACUAAAAUAGAAAAUUUAAAUAAGGAUCUAAUAAAAGAAACUACUCGAGCAAACUGUGCUGAAAAAAACCUAAAUACAUGCAAUGAUAAUCAAGUAAAGUUGCAAGAGGAAAUAAAAAACUUGUCUGCUACUAUAUUUACUAAUGAAAGUAAAAACACAGAUGUGGAAAAACAAAUUAAAGUGCUAAAAGAAAAUAAGAAUACCUUAGAGUCGAGUUUAAAAACUGCAGAAAAAACUAUAAAAGAAACCGACAAGGAGCUUAAAGAAAAUAAAAAAACAAUAGAAAAUCUUGAAAAAUCUGUAAAUGAUUUAAAAGAAACUAUAAAAACUAAGUUAACUGAAUGCAAUAAUGAGAAAACAAAAAUCAAUAAUCUAAACAAAGAUCACAAGCAAUUAAUAGAGGAAUUAAGUGAAUAUAAAAAAAAUAGAUUUAUCUAA